Cryphonectria parasitica EP155 is the source of this 1377-nucleotide messenger RNA. RefSeq lists its product as uncharacterized. Lineage: Eukaryota; Fungi; Ascomycota; Sordariomycetes; Diaporthales; Cryphonectriaceae. The annotation marks the transcript as partial. Gene Ontology annotation, molecular function: protein binding. The transcript has a single exon. The record is from RefSeq and is a predicted model, not a curated record.
CUUUCUACUUUGCCAACUGAAAUUCUGGACAAGAUUAUUGAAUAUGCUAGACCAGAAGGUUUCGAGGGUAUGACAUUGACUUGCAGGCAAAUGUAUGAGACAUGCAAGCCUUUCUUCGAACACUACAACCAACGUCGCGCUCUCCUUCAAGACUUUGCAUACAACAGAUACCCAGCAGACGCACGACUCUCACCGCGGAACCCAACAGCACUCGAUCUCAUUACACACAUCGCCAAUGAGCCGGUAGUGGCUCGCUACAUUAGGCAUGCAGACCUCACCUGCGAUACCUGGCCUACUCGCUCGAGGCCCGUCCAAGUUCUACCAGACGUUGACAGUGGCGGGCCUGUGGUCGCACUCUUCGCCGAUUCGCCCUAUCUAAGACAGGCGGGUCUGGACUGGAAAGAGUACUAUGCUCUGAUCCAGGAUGACUUGGAACAACUUUCUCGCUAUUCACAGCAUGCCGCUGCUUUUUUGUUGACACUACUGCCAAACGUCGAGAGCCUGCAGCUACCGCGCCUAUGGCAGAAGUGUGAGGAAGCCGAGCAGCUACUGGGUACCAUCGUUCACAUCGCGGCCGCGAAUCAAAGCAUCGGUUUUUGGGACAGACCUAGUCUCGCAAGACUUGUCGAAUUCGAACCAUACAGCUCGACAGGGAUCGGGCAUGAGUUUGGGCUGGACCAAGCGAUUCCCUUUCUAGCCUUGCCAAAAGUACGAUCCUUUCAUGGCCGCAGCUGCGUCACCGCAGACAACACUUUUAUCGAAAUUACCUCAAGAGAUCCAUACUUAAAUUACGGUGCGAGAUUGGAGACAGUCAGAUUUGAAAGCAGCUGUAUUGAUGAAGUGGCCAUUGCCGCCUUUCUCAAACACACCCCACGCCUACGGAAGUUCAAGUACUCGCAUUGUACGAGGGGGAGGCGUCAGGACUGGAAUAUUUGCCAAUUCGCCACGGCAAUCGAGAGUGGGGCGGGAAGGACCCUCGAGGAGCUCUCUAUCUCUAUCCCUCAGUUAGAUGGGUCGAUAAUUCCGGGCAGGGCGUCAAUGAGAGGUUUUCAGCGCCUCCAGAAGCUCGAGUUCCCUCUGGAGAUUGCGAUGUGCAACGUUGCCCAGGUUCCAUCUAAUCUUUCUACAGCAGACAAGGACCUGCAACAAGCAACCGAGGACCUUGUCCCUGCCUCAGUUUCUCGACUCUCACUAUUGUCGAACGGCACUGAUCGCCAUGAGAAGGCUCUUAAAAUAAUGUUUUCGAGUUUUGCCACGAGAAAGCAGUCUUGGGUACCUGCUCUCAAGCAUCUUCAUAUAUCUUUGGAAAGGGGGGCAGAUGAUGCGUUUAAGGAAGAAUUCAAUAGAGUGAAAGCAGAAGCUGAGGGAGUAGGCGUG